Messenger RNA from Eriocheir sinensis (Chinese mitten crab), 3821 nucleotides. Its product is annotated as zwei Ig domain protein zig-8-like. Gene Ontology annotation, biological process: synapse organization. NCBI's taxonomy places the organism in Eukaryota, Metazoa, Arthropoda, Malacostraca, Decapoda, Varunidae. The transcript is spliced from 11 exons. Gene Ontology annotation, cellular component: neuron projection membrane. The coding region runs from base 1036 to 1953 and encodes 305 amino acids. The record is from RefSeq and is a predicted model, not a curated record.
UAUUUAUUUUACUGCUGGGAACAAUGACAAAUGCCACUUGCAGAGCCUCAUCUUAGUUCUAUCGUAAGUCCCUGUCUACAUAUAUGUACGAGCUUGAAAAAUGCCCACCAACUAGUAUUUACAUGGAAUAAUUAUUUAACGCCAGCUAUUCGCGUUUCAAAACUUCAUCAUUUAUUUCUGUGUAUAUCCACGUGGAAAAUUACGUUAUUCUUUGGUGUCCGUAGUGCCUGAGGCCACAGCAACCGCCACUCGCCGCGCCCCAGCACGGCAUCGCCUGGGAACCCGCGCCCCGCCGCCACGCCGUCCAGCCUCGCCUAGCACGCACGCCAGGCGGCCAUUGUUUGUCUUUACGGGAGGCAUGGCGGGCAGGGGGCUCGGCACGGCCACGGCACACGCCACGGGGAAGAGUGACGGGAGUGUUACCUGUCCCUGCAGCAAGAAUGUGGUGGCGCGACACAAGGUAGCACUCUCUCAAGCCACCACCUAUUCCACAGUAAGCACGGAGCCAUCCACUAGACACCGCACAGCCUCCAGAUUCAGCAUGCACAGACACACAGCCAUCUUCAUACACCGGAGAUGGAAGUAUGAGUAUGCUACCUUUGAUACUUCACCUGUGGCUGAUGACCGGCUCCCUGCGCCUGCCUGAUUGCCCUCCGCCGCUGCCGCCGCCACCACCCGCGCCUCCGAGCCUGCCUGGAAGUGUUGGUGCUUCAGUGUCUGCUCCGCUCGCUCCCAGGUAGGAUGUGUGCGGCCUCCCGGCGCGCCCAGGCAUCGAGCUCUGUCAAGGAAUAGUGUUUUCGCAACCGUGUUCCCUCCUUGACUGCUUGAUAGAUUGUUCUUGAUUACCAUUGCUUCGUUAACACCUGUCCACCUUUGGCGCUCAGUGGACGCGAAAGAUGAAGUGGUUAACGCAAUCAUAAGCAGAAACUCCGUUUAUAAUUGUUAGUGCAGUAGAUUAUAAGAAUGUAGAGGAAAGGGAGAAAAAUAAAUAUCACGUGUCUCCACUCUCCGGCGCCGGACUUGGAGGAACUGAAGAUGAAAACUCUAAGCAUAAUCCUCCUGGACGUCAUCCUGGUGGCCUCUUUCGUCGAGGACUCAGAGACGGCGGGCCGACACGCCACGUGGCCCAAGCGCCUGAAAAGUGUUCUGGAGACGCACAGGUUCAAGACGGAGAGUAAACAACGAGGCUCAUGGACGCCCGACCCAAGCCAGCUCUUAGGGGAGUACGAGGAGGAGACGCCCGUGCGGGACACCAACGCCUACUUCAUGACGAACAACAACACUGUCAUCACCGUACAGGUCGGCACCACCGCUGCCCUCCGCUGCCAGGUGUUCGAUGUUGCCGAGCACGAGACGGUGUCGUGGAUAAGGCGCCGAGACCACCACCUCAUCACCGUGGGCGCCAACACCUACUCCAACGACGAGAGGUUUCAGGUCACCUACUCCGAGAAGACACAGGAUUGGACGCUACACGUGCGCUACGCCCAGACGCAUGACGCCGGCGUGUACGAGUGCCAGCUGUCCGCACACCCGCCGAUCGGGGUGUUCACCACGCUCAACGUCAUCGAGGCUGUGGCGGAGAUCGGUGGCGGGCCCGAGAGGUACGUGCAGAUCGGCAGCUCCGUCCACCUGACGUGUACCAUCAAGGACUACACCGAGCCCCCGACCUACGUGUUCUGGUACCACGCCGAGCACAUGGUCAACUACGACUCCAACAAGAGGAUAACAGUCGUGAACAGCCUGGGCGAGAGUGAGUUGCAGAUCUCUCAGGUGACGAAGGCGGACAGCGGAAACUACACCUGCCAGCCCUCCAAUGCUCGCACGGCCUCAGUCUCCCUCCACAUUAUUACAGGCGAGACCCCGGCAGCGAUGCAGAGGGCAAGCGCCACGGAAGUGCAGUACCGCCUCAGCAUGGCUCUCCUGUCGUCCCUUCUGGCGUUGGUGGCAUUAUAAGGUCGCUGGAAGCCGCACUUACCCGUCUCCACAGCCCUGUCCUAGUGCUGAAGACUCCUCGGGCAUCUUCCAGCCUCCAGAGAAGCUCCUGCGUCCAAGUGCACUAAGACCUGGCUGUGCUGUUUCAUAUCAGAUCAUGGUCGCUGCCGCUGUCUCGCCGCUGUCGCUGUGCUGACGCGGCGGCACUCAAUGGUGUUUAGUGACCGUGAGGCAGUGAGCGACGCUGUUUUUUGUGUUAUAUGUGAAGCGAUGGUGUUUAUUGGUGUGCGUAGCGAGGAUGGCGCUUCUGUGAAAAGAAGAGUGCGUAUAUGUUAGUGGACGGCGAGGAAAGGACAAAUGCGUGUUUAAUGAACCCAGUAAGUCAAUGACUGCCUCGCCUCGUAUGUGAACUGCUUUUAGGUCGACGAGGGGCUGUACUACUUGACCCUCCGUGUAGGGAAACUCAACUUUUAAGCAAAGACGCCACAGCGCCACUAGUUCAUAGAUUUUGCUGUGAACGUUCCAGGCCAGCCGAGCGUUGCGUGUGCUUCAUUACUACUAGGUGUUCGAUGUGUCGCUGUGUGUGGUGCGCUGCGGGAGCUCCCACCACCAUGUGCAGCGUCCUGGGUGUGAGGAAAAAGAAUGUAUUACUGUAUAAAGAUAAUUACUGGAUAAAAAGUGGUAAGCGAAAGUUGAAUGUUCAAUGUAAAGAUCGAGUUGAUACCAUGGUAAGCUUCGCACUGUAUUGACAUCCUUUGUUUGUGGAUAAAAAAGUGAGAGAAACCUUAGCUAAUGUUGUAAAGUUUAUGAAGAUAAUCAAUCCACGAUGCUGAAUGUUUCUUCCUCCGACGGUCAUCAGUGUGUACGUUCGGUGCCCGGAACGUUGUAGUCUCUGGGUGACCCCGACUGAACGCUGCUCUGGCUCGAUGACCUACCCGCGUGGCCUCACGUGUGGGACGAACACCAGUGCCACACCGGAACACACAUCCCUACACACACACACGCGGGUUGUUUUUCAAAAAGGAAAUGCAAGUCAAGGUAUAGUAAGGUAUAUCACCCUUUUUAUUUCCAGAGAAGUUUUGAAAAGUUAUGGAAAAUUAAAUUUAAUGUAAAAAAAAAGUCAUGUAUAAUUUUAACAAAAAAAUAAAACAUUGAACUUUUCUCAAAACAAAACACGUGGUUUUGAAGGUAAAACAAUAAAAGAAGCUUUGGCAGGAGUUUGGUAAAAAUGUAGGGCAGGAUUAGUUUUUGAAAGAGAACGUUCGUGGAUUUAUUUGAUAACUGUUAGUAUGUUAAACAUAAACAUCAUCAUGGAAAACUUUGUGCCAGAAAAUGUUAACAAGUCACCAAUCAUCGAGGUGAUCGGAGAGUGCUUUUUGUGUCAUUCAAGAAAAGAGAUCAAAGGUCCAAGGCCCCCACGGGCCAGCAGGCGGCCACUUAUUAGAGCAUGUUUGUUUAGUUGCCGCACAGGCUGAGGGCCACACAGCCACGUGGCCAGGGCACUCUGGUUCGCUACACAGACAACACACUCCUGAACACUUUCACUCAACAACAUGAACAACAAUUACUCUACCAAGAAAUCUUUAACCAAACUUCAUUUUUUAAAGAAUUAAAAUGUAGUUUUUUCAUACUUAUUUAUCACGAUUUAUCUUAACGUUCACCUAUCUAUGCCAUAUUUUUUUGUGCAUUACUCGACUUCAGGUUCUGUAUCUGGAUUAAUCUAAUGAAGGGCGUAUUAUCUAUUGGAUCACCUUGCUGCUCAAGCCUGCUGAGUCAGCACCUCCCUUGCUCUAUGUUUUGUGAUGCCCACAUUUGUGAUUUUAUUACUUGCCCAUCAAACUGGACACCUUAAAUUUACUAAUUGAAAAUUAAUGUCUCAGUAUGAUAUC